Molecule: messenger RNA, 1589 nt
Organism: Gossypium raimondii (Peruvian cotton)
Lineage: Eukaryota; Viridiplantae; Streptophyta; Magnoliopsida; Malvales; Malvaceae
Product: protein TIFY 6B
Exons: 7
Coding region: 173-1261 (362 amino acids)
Biological process (GO): regulation of defense response; response to wounding; regulation of jasmonic acid mediated signaling pathway
Cellular component (GO): nucleus
Source: RefSeq, a predicted model, not a curated record
AACAACUCUCCUCCUUCGCUUUUAUUAUUAUUUUUUCUCUAGUAAGAAAGCACGAAGCAAAAAAGUGAAGAGGGGAUUUGAGGAAGUGAAAUAUAUUUGUUUAUGUGGGUUUUUUGGUUGGAUUUUUAAGCUGGGUUUUGCUUGAAUUUAUAAUUAAGAGAGUGAAAGAAUAAUGGAGAGAGAUUUUCUGGGUUUGAAUUCAAAUGAACCACUGGCUGUGGUUAAGGAUGAUGUUAACACUGAUAAGUACAAAGAAAUAGGUUUUACUAAAAGCUCAGGGAUACAAUGGCCCUUUUCAAACAAAGUUUUCGCUGUUCCACAGCUGAUGAACUUUAAUUUUGCCCAAGGGGGUAAAACCAAAAAGACUGGAUAUGAUUCAAAAGUAUCCCCUCUCUUCAUGCCUAUAUCAACAAUGGAUGCUGCUGAACUUCAGAAAUCGUUCAAUCACAAUUGGAAUGGUGGGAAUCAUUUUUCAUUGACUGAUUCUCAUGUUCAACACAACACGAACAUGUUUCCGGCAUCAAACCAGACAAUAUCUGUUUCUGGGAGCGACCCAUUCGUGAAGAAUCAUUUCACUACCACUGGUCGAAACUUUCCUGCUAAUACUAUAAAACCACAAUUUUUUGGAGGGGUUCCAGUGACAACUCCACAUUCAGUUCUUCCCACCCUUGGCUCUGUUGGUGGAAGUGUUGAACCAUGCACCAAGGCCUCUGGAUCACCUGCUCAAUUGACUAUCUUUUAUGCGGGUGAAGUGAAUGUCUUUGAUGAUAUUACCCCUGAGAAGGCUCAAGCUAUCAUGUUUUUGGCUGGGAACGGGUCUUCCAUGGCUUCUAAUUCAGCUUAUCCAAAACCCCCGGUCCAGACUCCUAUUUUGAAACCAGUUCAAGUUGAUAGUGUGCCUGCGAACCAGCUCAUAAAUACACAACUGAGCUUCGGUAAGCCAAGCCCUUUACCUGUUUCAUCUCAUGCUGGUACGCAGUCUUGGAGUGGGUCCACUAGUACCGAAGAACAGAUAAUAUGCAAGGCCUCAGUACCUCCAACUCCAUCUACCCCUAUUAGCAAAUUGGAGAGUCCAAAUUUGGUGAAUACCAUGGGAUCUGAUGCUGCCACCGGCAUGAUGCCUUCUGUUCCACAGGCUCGCAAAGCUUCCUUGGCUCGGUUUUUGGAGAAGCGCAAAGGGAGGAUAAUGAGUACAGCAUCACCAUACAAUCUUAGCAAGAAGUCUCUAGAUUAUGCAACUACCAUGGAAUCGAAUGCAUAAACAAAGUUUAUGGCGAUCUCUGCAGCAACUAAGGAGGGGAAACUCCAUGAUUUAUGAUUUGGCAUUAGAAGGGAAUGAAUGCAGAGUUUAUGUUUGGCAUUUUGUUUCUCUAAUGAAAAAAUAUAUGUAAUGUUGACUAUGCUUGAUUACCAUCAACUAGAGUUUAAUCAGUAGGUGGUGGUUUAAGGUUAUAAUAGUUUUUUUUUUUUUUUUGGUUGAUAUUAAUGUUGGAUGUUUUAGCUACUUUGUAACCCAUUCAAUUGUUGUUACAUGGUUGAAAUAAUGCAUUAAUAAGAAUUUGUAUUCUCUUCUGUUUACUUUUGAAUUA